UGUUCAAAGGUGGCGCCUCAAAGUUUGAGUCUCAUGUUUUUUGGUAAACAAAAAAUAAUUACAAAUUGCGAAUUUCAACUUUAAUUGUGUUAACUGUGCAAGAACUUGAUCGUGUUUUUCUAGUUUUUCGAUAAAAUGCGUCGUAGGUUCUUCUGGCCUUCAGGAAUCGUCAUUAGAUUUGUCAGAGAAGGAUGCAUUAAUCGACCUUUCUAUCAUCUUGCGGUAUUGCCAGCUAAGAAAAGAGUCGGUAGAGUUCCUGACGAGGUGAUAGGUUCAUUCGAUAUUUUUGCGAAUGAAAAUAAUGAGCGUUUAUUUGCUGUUGAUAUUGAUAGGCUGAAUUAUUGGCUUGGUAAAGGUGCUAAAUUAUCGCCUGGUACAUCAGCUUUAUUAGGAUAUGCUGGAAUACUUGAACCAAGUCCUGCGUCCUUAUUAACUGCUUGGAGAAAUAGAAUAGCAAAAGAAAAUCCUGAAGCUCCAGAGAUACAGCAAAAGAAAAGAGCAUACACUGAGGAUAUGUUUCUUCGUGGAAUUAUUCCUUGAGCUCGUGCAACACAACAUUAGAUUUGUAGCAUUAUUAAAUUUGUACGUUAUAGUCACAUUCAUCAACGUAAAACUAUUAUUGUGGAGAUGUAAAUAAACUUAAAUGGAUAAACUACAUUUGGAAAGUUUCA
Tetranychus urticae (two-spotted spider mite) is the source of this 671-nucleotide messenger RNA. It is a transcript of the gene mRpS16, whose product is annotated as mitochondrial ribosomal protein S16. The record is from RefSeq and is a predicted model, not a curated record. Lineage: Eukaryota; Metazoa; Arthropoda; Arachnida; Trombidiformes; Tetranychidae. Gene Ontology annotation, biological process: mitochondrial translation. Gene Ontology annotation, molecular function: structural constituent of ribosome. Gene Ontology annotation, cellular component: mitochondrial small ribosomal subunit; ribosome.